Messenger RNA from Amphiprion ocellaris (clown anemonefish), 2489 nucleotides. Its product is annotated as group 3 secretory phospholipase A2-like. NCBI's taxonomy places the organism in Eukaryota, Metazoa, Chordata, Actinopteri, Pomacentridae. The transcript is spliced from 7 exons. Bases 119 to 2245 code for a protein of 708 amino acids. Gene Ontology annotation, molecular function: A2-type glycerophospholipase activity. Gene Ontology annotation, biological process: phospholipid metabolic process; arachidonate secretion. The record is from RefSeq and is a predicted model, not a curated record.
UCCCCCAGAGAGAACAGCUCCUAUAUCACAACUAAUGUGGUAGAAUUGGCUCAUUCAGACAUUAAGGUGACUCGACCGCUGGUCUCCAACAGGACUGAUCACACAUCCGCACACUGAGAUGAAAAGCAGAUGUUUGCUGCAGGUUGCUGUCAUCUUGUCAUCGCUAGUUUUAUCAAAGGCACAAAAUGUGACCGGUCCAGGACCCUCCUGUGUCUCAGCGAGUGUUGCCGACGGACAAACGCGCGUCACGUUUCUGCGCGAAGACGCAGCUGGUGUGCGCUCCUUGUACCUGAGCCUGUGGUCCGAAGACAUGCGACUUGUGACAUGCGAAGUGAACUCUAAUCCACUCGUUAUUGAGAAGUAUCGGUCUCUUUGUGACAGAAGCGGCAGCAGGAGUGAAGAAAUCAUCCAGAGGUUUAAUGUGAGUGUGUUGUUUGCGCCGGAUGCUCCCUGUGCGUUCGUCUCCUCCGGUGCGCAAAAGUUUACCAAGCGCACGAGAAGCGAUGGGACUGAGAGGAAAACUCGGAGGAAACGCGCAUGGAUACUGCCAGGCACGUUGUGGUGCGGCAGUGGAAGCAGAGCAGGCGAAUACGAGCAAUUAGGGAUGUUUGAGAGCGCAGAUAGAUGCUGCCGUGAGCACGACCACUGCCUGCAUAUCAUCCCAGCUUUCACAGUGAAUUAUGGAGUCUUCAACCCUAACUUGUAUACCGUCUCACACUGCGAGUGUGACCAAAGGUUUCGACAGUGCCUUAUGAGCGUGAAUGACAGCAUUUCUAACAUGGUAGGCUACAGCUUCUUCAACAUCCUCCGGGUUCCCUGCUUCGAGCUCAAACAGCAGAAGCGCUGCACUGAGAUGUACUGGUGGGGAAUGUGCAAAGCAGCCAAAGUGGCUCCGUAUGCAAUCUUCCAAAACCCUCUUUCCUACAACACCUCUGAUGUUACAAACAAAUCUGUGGACACUGACAGCAACAAGUUAACAAGUAUCGAGGAGCAACAAUCGACCGAGAGCCCCAUGAUUACCCCUCGCAGCAAGUCAUCCAAAGCUGAACAGAGAUGUGGCUUCAGAGAGCCACCCAGAGGAGACACUUUCCACCGCAAAAGGGCAAAGGGGAGAGGAUGCAAACGGCACCGGAAACUCUAUGGCGUAGCUCCCUCCCAAGUGCCCCAACUUUCAGGGGCAAACACCACGACUCCAUCAAGUGGGACUUUGUCAGUUAGGAAACGAGCUGGAAAAAAGAAGAGCAUCAAGAAGGAUCUAUUAGAUUACGUUCUACCACAGGUGACCACAAAAUCUACAACACCAUCAUGUACCCCACCUUUAACACGAAGGCCAACAGGAGGUAUCGCAGCAGUGACCAAAACCACCAGAAGUCAUGACAAGGCUCCAAAGCGAAGCCACUGUUGUGAAUCUGGGAUGCCUGUGAGGGGUGACUCUUUUCAGCCACGUUGUAAAAAUUGUCUGAAACAAGCAACAGCACCUCACCUGACAACUGUUGCCCCGACAAACUCAUCUACGAAUGGAUUGCCGUUCAAACUCAUGACACUUGAGACGUCCAAAAAGACAAGAGAAGCACCCAAACUGGACACUGUGGUAACUCUGAGGAAUGCAGCUAGAUUUACAACACCCAUCACCACAGAACUAAAGACAAUAGCUUCUUUUCAUAAAGAUGGCAAGCCACAAAAGCAGGUGGACUCCUCUGUGCUACAGAAUAAUACAAUCCAGGAGCCUGUGGUUAGUGCCGUAGCCCAAAGAACCCCUACAGAAAGAAUCCUAAAAAAGAAAAAUCAGAAAAAUGCAUUGCAUAACAUGACAGGUAAUCAGCUCCUAUGUGGAAGCCUCAAAUAUUUGGACGAGUGUAAAUUCAAAAUCCCUCCUUUGGAGAACAAAUAUGAUCUGCAGAACCUCGAGUCAAAGAUGGCCUACCACUGUGACUGCACCAGCCGUUUGGCUCUUCAGAUUGAAGGCCUCGAGCAGCCCAGUGUUCUCCUCUCUCUCCUGGCGGAUUUCGUCUCUCAGCAGUGCUUUACGCUGCCAAAGGAGAAAAAGUGCCACCGUAAAAAAAGCUGCUCAAGAGGCUUCACUAAAGCCUCUGACCUACAUCAAGCACUUAAGAAGAUGGAGGAAAAAGACACUGCCGGGGUGAGAAUUUCAGGCUAUGGCAGAAAAAGAGGGAUUCCUGUACGCCUUUAUAAGCGAUGCCUGAGGCUAGAAAGGCGAGCUGAUAUUAUGGCACAGCUCAGAUGAUUGUAGACUAAGCUGCUAUGUGCAGCAACAAUGAAUUGUAUAAGCUUUGCAUUUCAUGCAGCUUUUUCUGUUUCUCUCUGAUGUUGUAAAAUGGUAGUUUGUGGACUGAAACCCUUGAAUAGUGUAAUGCAUUUGUAAGUAUGCCCCUAUAUGAAUCAUAAAUAUAGGUUAUAAAGAAUUGCAAUACAAAGCUACAAGCCUCCAGACUGUUCAUUUAAAGUGUAAUAAAGUCAUUUAUUUUGUU